AAAACGCAACAUCGAAUGACCACAUCACAACAGGCCCUUAUUUUUUCCAGUAUCGUUUCUCAGCUACUACGCACAUCUAUACGGCCAUUUAAUCUCGAUUGGCGAAUUAUUCUUCAGUAUUGGUUGCAUUCAUCGAUAUUUGACGGAAACUUUGAAUCGAAUGACAAAAAAUGACGUCUUUGUCAGCAUGUUUUGCACUACUGGUAACGUUCAUGAUUGCGACCAAGAGUGUUCAAGCAGACACCUCGUCUCCCUCGUUAUGGGCUAAACUGAAAAUUUCGCCUGAUACGCUCGUUUCCAUGGAACACGGCAGUUUUCGCGUCGAUAUUUACGAACACGCAGACAAUCACAAAGAGAAUACACUUCCCAGUCGCCACAAAUAUUUUUACGCUCCCAUCGCUCUACUGGACAACAAGGGAGCCACCAGUUCGUUCAACAACGUCACGCAAAAGGCGGAAAUGCGAUUUCAAAUUGAAAUGUGGAACCAGGAAAUUCAAAAUAAAGUCGUCAAGUAUUUAGGUCAAGUUCUCGGUCGCAAAGUCAAUAGCCACCAAGUGCAAAUCAUUCCUUUGGAAAAUGUGAUUUUGGCCAGCACGUUCUCGUCAACCUUCUUCACCUUGUCGACCGACUGGAAACCCUGCCGUCAGCACAAGUCCCUUUGGUUCGCUUUGUCUUGCUUCGACAUAAAGGACUGUAAUCAACUGGCGGCCAAUAUGCGCUCCAAUCCAGAACAAUUCGACCACUUCAAAUUGCUUUUCAGUUUAUCGUCACAGACGUCCAAGACGAAGGAGACGACCAUCCGAAUCGAGAACAUCGUCUCCGGCCAAAUGUUCAACGAUCUUCUCCAGCGAUUCGGCCACGACAAAAAUGUUUUCCUAACGGCCAAUGACGAGAAACGACUCGUCAUGGAAACGGCCACCAACAUUUUUGUGGAAAGCUUCGACGACUCGGAUGUUGUAACCCAAAAUUCAGAAUCGCAAGUCUACAACGUGCUGAAAAAUCUUCUCGUCUCGUCCAGAACUACAAUCAAAGAGCAGAGCGACAAAAUGUGGGAAUCCGUUUUCUGGAACGAAGACAACUACCGACCAGACAAGACGAGCAAAACACUAAACGAAAUGUACAGCAAAUUGGACACGGAAAAUCAGAAAAAGAUGGCGGAUUCUUAUCAAAAGUCCUUCAAAGUUGGGGGAAAAACGGAGUUAAAUAUUCCAGGGAUGUUUUCUGCAGGCGGGGAAUUCAAAACAGAAUUCACUGAUCAAGGGAUGACGUCAAAAGAGGAUCUAGACAAGUUCUACAACGAGAGCAAAGACCACGUCGUGUGGAAUGGCGAAAAAUUCACUCCAAAACCGUUGGCACUUGGCAGAAUCAACUUGUCUCGACUAAACGACACGCAAUCGCUGAGGGAUCGCAAAGUUAGUGUUCGUUACACGACUGCUGUCUUGUCCACUCCUAUUAAUUUCGUGCAAAACGCUGAGCUGACUACCACCGACGAGUGGCAAAUUCUCAAGGACCAAGUCAAAGAAAUUCGGGAGCGUUUAACGUUUGCCAUAGCAAACUUGACAGCAUUAACCAGUAAUAAAAUACGACAGAAACUGUGCAGCGUCUAGAGCAAAAUGAAAAUCAUCUCGCGCAAAUGAACACCACGGUUUUACAUGCCAUAGCAAAUUUGACAGCAUUAACAA
This is a messenger RNA of Daphnia magna, 1682 nucleotides long. RefSeq lists its product as uncharacterized. The record is from RefSeq and is a predicted model, not a curated record. The transcript is spliced from 4 exons. NCBI's taxonomy places the organism in Eukaryota, Metazoa, Arthropoda, Branchiopoda, Diplostraca, Daphniidae. Bases 171 to 1607 code for a protein of 478 amino acids.